Penicillium malachiteum is the source of this 1122-nucleotide messenger RNA. RefSeq lists its product as uncharacterized. The record is from RefSeq and is a predicted model, not a curated record. The coding region runs from base 1 to 1122 and encodes 373 amino acids. NCBI's taxonomy places the organism in Eukaryota, Fungi, Ascomycota, Eurotiomycetes, Eurotiales, Aspergillaceae. The transcript is spliced from 3 exons.
AUGAGCAUCCUGAAAAAGCCCUUCCUGGGUCAAUAUGUGCGCGACCUAAGUUACUACGGAAGACCCAGGCACAGUGGGAUCUGGAAUGGUGGUAAACGUGGAUCACACCCACGCGAUCUGAACCAAACAGACUUGAGUCUGCUUAAGAAAGCGAUUCGACGGGCUGGAUUCUCCGGUUCGGACGAGGAGACUGUCCUCGAUAUGGCGAUACAGAAGGAAACGGGAGACGAUGAUGGGAACAGACAAUAUUUCAAUGGCAUGAAUACUUCACCGGGUGGAGUGUAUAUUGCACAAGCCUUGGCUGUCAUUUUGAUCGCUAUGGCACCAAAUCUAGUGAAAAUGGGCAUGACACAACCGUACCAAACUUGGGAGGGCGCACGCGAAGAAAACCUCCCUCUCAAAGCAUUCAUGCGUCAAGCCAACAGGGCUACUGAAAACCUGCCUUAUCUUCAGAACCUACGCGAAGUGUACAUAAUCGUUGAUUUAAGCGGGGAGUGUGACGAUGAACGCUACUACACUCAUAUCGAGUUCCUCGACUGCUUCAACUUGUUCGACCAUCUUCCAUCGAUAAUCUCUCAAGAUGCGCCACUUGUCGAGCAGAGAACCUCGAAUUUCACUGAGCUCUGUAUCAACCACUCGUCUGUUAGCACUCCCUAUAUGGCACGUGCGAUACUGGCUUGCAAGGCGUUAAAGAAUUUUCAGUACUCAAUAGGAGGCCGUUUUGAGUAUGAGCCCAACGAAUUUAAUGAGAAGACAUUCUUGAAGGCAAUUUUGGCACAUAAAACAACACUGGAAAGCCUCGAUCUCAAUACUGAAAACAGUCUCUAUAAUCCUCGCUGGGAAACAGCGGAUGAAUUCGAGGAUGCGGAUGAAGAGGAUUAUAAUCAUGAAUUUCUUGGGUCAUUUUGGGAAACACAUGGCUCACUCAAGGAUUUUACUGCUUUGAAAAAUCUCAGUAUCACAAUAGAUGUGUUGUUCUAUUUGAUUCGGGGCGACCAUGAACUCUUAGAGCAACAAGCAAAGAUCAAGCUGUUUGAAGGUCUCCCUGAUAAUUUGGAGUCCCUUUGUAUUCGAGGCUACUCAAAAGGCAAGCUCCCCCCCUAUGUGGGAAGCGGAAAUUGA